Trypanosoma cruzi is the source of this 2400-nucleotide messenger RNA. RefSeq lists its product as uncharacterized. Lineage: Eukaryota; Euglenozoa; Kinetoplastea; Trypanosomatida; Trypanosomatidae. Gene Ontology annotation, molecular function: calcium ion binding. The coding region runs from base 1 to 2400 and encodes 799 amino acids. The transcript has a single exon. The record is from RefSeq and is a predicted model, not a curated record.
AUGACUUCUCCAACUCCAGUGGCACUUGGACACGAUGUGCCGACGGAGUACAUUCGCACUCUCGAUCCGAAGCUACUUCCGCCACGAGUGGGGCACAAUUGGCUCGAUCCGGCAUUCCGUAAGGUGCAGGACAAGCCGCAGCAGUUGGAAUUGGAGUUUCGUGGAAAGCGGGCAUUUACCGCAAAAGGGAUUUACGACCAUACCCCACCUAAGGGACUGGGAUUGACGGCGCAGCAGCUUCUUCAUGCUCUAUCGACACGGAGAAAGGGUGGCAUUGAAGCUGAUCGGCGUGCUCAAUACACAACGCUUUCAGACAAAGUGCUUCGCUUCUACGCCUUUUUUACAGAAAAAGCGCCGGAUGGAUGUAUAGAGGAUUACUGGCACCGUCGCGUCGUUAUACACUUCUUUCCAGAGGAUAACACGGUUUUAAUACAAGAGCCGUGUAUUCCGAACAGUGGACUAAGUGGGGGAACGUUUCUUAAGCGUCAGUCGGUGCGUGCUGAUCCACGGCAACGAGAGGAAUUUCCUGAUGAAGAGUUUCUCUCACUCAAUCACUUCAAUGUGGGUCGAUCUGUGCGCAUUAAUGCCGUUGAGUUUUUCUUGUAUGACUGCGACGUGUUUACAAGAGAGUUUCUCACUGCCCUCGGUGUGGACGUUGGUUCCCCUGUGUCGUGUCCGGAUUCUUCAUUUAUGAGCGAUUGGAAAAAAUACCAGGAACGAAUGUUGUCUGGCAAGUUCGGCAUUCUUUCACAGGAAUACCACGGAGAUGAAGCGGUCCGUGCGGCACGCUUUGUGCAUGACAGCGGGAAAGUUUUGCGCUUUUACUCUCUUUUGGAUGAGCGUAACAAGGUGCCUGUGGGUAUUGUUCGGAAGCUCGAGGUGUUGUACUUCGUGGAGGAUGACUCCAUUGCGGUGGUGGAGCGUCCCACGUCAAACGAGGCUGUUCCUUCGCUCUUUCUGUCGCGUGGAUGGCUACCAAAAGUGGGAUCCAUUGCCAAGGCAAAUGAGCUUACCUUUGCCCAUCGUGUAAACGGCAUGCGGCAACCAUACAUUGGGCCCGAAGGACACUACACAGCAAUAGACUUGGGCGUGGGCAUUACUAUCAAUGUUCUUGGUCGGAGCGUAUUUUUGUAUGACUGCGACGAUUACACACGCUCGUACUACUUGGAAACAUAUGGUGUCAAGCUUUCGGAUGCAGUGGAUUGUAGUAUUGAUUACGGAAUCUCACCAGAAUCAAGAGUUACUGCCUUUCGGCUCACUUCUACACCUGCUUCUGUUCCUCUUACCGCCGUUGCUUCUACUGGGGGAGAGCACGCUUUUUUUUCAGAUAAACGGACAGGACCUAAAACAAAAGAUGUGCUUCGAUUUCUAUUACGUCUUGCUCCCCCGUGUUCCGUUGUUGAGCGUCAGCGGCGAUUUACUCUCACCUAUUAUACGGAUACAGAUGAUGCUAUGGUGUUUGAGUCGCCUGUCAGAAACUCCGGCUUUGUGGGGGGUUGUUUCUGCAGUCGAAGACGCCUGCCAAAGCAAGGGGGUGACGCUGAGGCCUACUACACCAUUUCAGACUUUUCUGUGGGUGGUUUUAUUGUGGUGAAUGGACAUAAAUUUGAGGUAAUGAACAUGGAUGAGCACACAAGGAACUAUUUGGCAGGGAAAAAUGAUCCCGUGAUGAAUGACGAGAGGCUGCAUUUGCUGAUUUCCGCCUUCCGCCUAUUUCUGGGUACGCGUUUUCACUCAUUUAAGGAUGCCUUUUUGGGAUUUGAUCGAGACAAGGAUGGAGUUAUAAGUGUUACGGAGUUUGUCGGACACCUGCAGGAUCUGCAGAUCACGGAGCGACGUCUGGACGGAGAGGCGCUUUUUAAUCAUAUUGCAUCAUGUUCAGAGACAGGCUACCUGACAAUGGAGGAUUUUGUGCGUUGGAUGUCUGAGACGGCAACGGACAAGGGCCAGAAGAAUUACGAGUCCAUUGAUGUAGAUGAGCGCGCGGUAAUGAGGAAGGCGCUACUUCAGCUUUGCGAACGACUUGAAGCUCGGUGCCUGAACAGUUUGCAGAUGUUUCGCCUCGCCUCAACGAUGCCGCGGGCGUACACGGAGCGCCGGGCGGACAUUUACUCCUUGGCAAACCCGCACCGCGACGCCCUUGUGACCCCAGUGCAGUUGCGCCGUUGCAUUGAGGAGGUACUGGGAGGCAACCCUUCGCCGCGUGAGAUGGAUGCACUCUUGUCAUUCUUUUUCCCACAAUUACCGCUUGAGGAAUACCGUAGCAGACGCGACGGGGAUCUCGAACAUGCUUUGGACCUUAAGGCAUUUCAGAAAAAGUACCACGAGAUGAAUAAGUUGCUCAUGCUGUCUGAACCGUCGAAACAGCAGCAGCAAACACAACAGCGGCAACAGGAGUAG